This is a messenger RNA of Glycine soja, 573 nucleotides long. RefSeq lists its product as uncharacterized. The record is from RefSeq and is a predicted model, not a curated record. Gene Ontology annotation, molecular function: RNA-DNA hybrid ribonuclease activity; nucleic acid binding. Lineage: Eukaryota; Viridiplantae; Streptophyta; Magnoliopsida; Fabales; Fabaceae. Bases 1 to 573 code for a protein of 190 amino acids. The transcript is spliced from 3 exons.
AUGGACCCAAUCAAGUACAUCUUAGAAAAACUUGCUCUCAUUGGAUGGAUCGCUUGGUGGCAGGUUCUACCAUCGGAAUUUGACAUUGUUUAUGUCACUCAAAAGGCGAUAAAGGGGAGUGCCUUGGCAGAUUACCUGGCUCAACAGCCCAUCAAUGACUACCAGCCUAUGCAUCCAGAAUUCCUUGAUGAGGUCAUCAUGACCUUCUUUAAGGGGGAAGUAGAGGAUAAAGAUAGGGACAAAUGGAUUAUGUUGGGUUUUGAAUGCACAAACAACAUAGCCGAGUAUAAGGCGUGCGCCCUUGGGAUCCAAGCAACAAUUCACUUCAAGGUCAAGUUGCUCAAGGUCUACAUCAGGAAGUUGAUAGGAUUCUUUGAUGACAUAUCCUUUCAUCACAUUCCUAGAGAGGAGAAUCAGAUGGCCAAUGCCCUUGCCACUCUAGCAUCCAUGUUCCAACUAACCUCGCAUAGGGAUUUGCCGUACAUCAAAUUCAGAUGUUGUGGCAAGCCUACACAUUGUUGCUUGAUAGAAGAAGAGCAAGAUGGUAAACCUUGGUACUUCGAUAUCAAAUGA